AUGGCCUCAGCAGUUCUUAGUUCUGUUCCCACUACUGCUUCUCGUUUUGCCCUGUUGCAAGUGGAUAGUGGUAGUGGUUCUGAUUCUGAGCCUGGAAAAGGCAAAGGUAGGACUCCUGGAAAGUCUCAAACAAGCAAAUCAACUGCAAAUGAGAAAAAGAGAGAGAAAAGAAGAAAAAAGAAGGAACAGCAACAGACUGAAGCAAAUGAGCUUAGGAAUCUUGCUUUUAAGAAAAUUCCCCAGAAAUCUUCCCAUGCCACUUGUAAUGCUCAACAUGAGCUUUCUUUACCAAAUCCAGUACAGAAGGAUACACGAGAAGAAAAUUGGCAAGAGUGGAGACAAAGAGAUGAGCAGCUGACUUCUGAAAUGUUUGAAGCAGAUCUUGAGAAGGCAUUGUUGUUAAGUAAAUUAGAAUAUGAAGAACACAAAAAGGAGUAUGAAAAUAAUGAAAAUGCUUCAACUCAGUCAAAGGUUGUGAAUAAAAAAGAUAAAAGAAAGAAUCAUCAGGGAAAAGACAAACCUCUCACAGUAUCACUAAAAGAUUUUCAAUCUGAAGAUCACAUUAAUAAAAAGACAGAGGAAUUGAGUUCUUCUCAGACUUUAACACAUGAUGGAGGAUUCUUCAAUAGACUGGAAGAUGAUGUUCAUAAAAUUCUUAUUAGAGAAAAAAGAAGAGAACAGCUUACAGAAUAUAAUGGAACAGAUAAUUGUGCAGCUCACGAACACAACCAGGCAUUAGUUUUGAAAGAUGGAAGAAUUGAAAGACUAAAGUUGGAACUUGAAAGAAAAGAUGCUGAAAUCCAAAAGCUGAAAAAUGUGAUCACUCAGUGGGAGGCAAAGUAUAAAGAAGUAAAGGCACGAAAUGCACAGUUAUUGAAAAUGCUUCAGGAAGGUGAAAUGAAAGAUAAGGCAGAAAUACUUCUGCAAGUUGAUGAAUCACAAAGUAUCAAGAAUGAACUGACUAUACAGGUGACUUCACUUCAUGCUGCGUUAGAACAAGAAAGAUCUAAAGUGAAAGUUUUACAAGCAGAAUUAGCCAAAUAUCAGGGUGGCAGAAAAGGGAAAAGAAACUCUGAAUUCGACCAGUGUAGGUGA
This is a messenger RNA of Pipistrellus nathusii (Nathusius's pipistrelle), 1095 nucleotides long. Lineage: Eukaryota; Metazoa; Chordata; Mammalia; Chiroptera; Vespertilionidae. The record is from the annotation of a GenBank genome assembly.